AUGUCAAGGACCGGCGCAUCCCUCACAGAGCACCAUGCGCACAAGCAGCAGUCCGGGCAGACGGGCUCAGCACUGGGCGAGGCCGAGACGGGUCUCAGCCUCGACGAACCACCGGGGCGGGAUGAGAGUGGCUUGCCCGAGCCCGAUUGGACCCUCGAAGAAACCAAAUUAACAAUUCCAGAACAAGAAGCAAGGUUCACACUGCAUGAGAACGGCAGGUACACGACCAAAAUCGUAAGGGAAUGCCCAGCCUGUGGUAUGCGACACUGUCUGAGCCUCUGCCCAUUCGUCUUCCCAGACAACCCGAAGGGCAUCCCCAAACUUGAGAAGUACAGACUUGGGUUUGAGAGAAAAAUGCGUAAAUACCCGGCAUUCCACGAAGCAGUGUGCCGCCGUCUCAAACCCAAGACGCUCCGCGUCGGGCGAGAGGUGCGAAAUUUGUCAUUUAUCUUCAUCGUCCCAACGCCCACGUUAUCAGUCCCGUCCUCGAAGCAGCGGUGGCUUUCGGACUUUGACGACCGCGUGCAUUACCAUGGGGCGCCGAAGGCCGGCCGGACUCCCGUUAGGGAUGUUUACAACGUACCCAGGUACACGUUCUUUUCGGGCUAUUACGCAACUACAGAUGACGACGGAAGACCCUUCCUCAUCCUUUUUACUAACACUGCUCAUAUGGAUGAGACAAUGGCACUCGAGAUCAACAUGAUACGUACUUUUGUAACAGAGUACAACAGGGGAGAGAAGACACUCUACAACAGGGAGCCCGAGCCUGAUUGCCGGCCCAUCGGCGUAGUGUUGGUCACUUACCGAUGGCACAAGCCCAAAUCAAGCGGCACGGCGAGUGCCCCCUCCAUAACCGUCGGUAUCGCCAGUGAAUAUACCUGGACACAUGGGUACGCCCGAUGGGGCAUCCACCUCAAGGCCAAGGCCGACAAGCUCGAGAACGGGUACUGGGCGUGGAGCUCCGGGCGCCCGAAGGUCUCCGGGGCACAUGCGUACAUCGACUGGGAUGCCGACACCGCCAGGGGAUUCGACAGCGACAGCAGGGGCUGGGUCGUCGGGCUCGGCUAUGCCCUCCUCAGGGACGUGAGGGACCCGGUCGAGCUGAUCGUGGGCCUGGAGGAGUCGGCCCUGCGCUGGGACCGGAUCCUCAACAGCCGACAGUGGCUUCUCCACCGUGCGGCGACCUUGUAUGGCACGGGUAGCCCCCAGUACAGGCUGUUGUAUCAUUUUGCCCGGGACUCGGGGCCCCGGGACCUCCCCAGGGCCGACGGGCUGCCGCAGUGGAAGCACUUUCAGUCGAGGAUAGAUAUGGCUGGGAAGCCAUACGAGGAAGAAGUCAUAUGGAGGAGUGUUUUCCAUUAA
Diaporthe batatas is the source of this 1362-nucleotide messenger RNA. RefSeq lists its product as uncharacterized. The record is from RefSeq and is a predicted model, not a curated record. NCBI's taxonomy places the organism in Eukaryota, Fungi, Ascomycota, Sordariomycetes, Diaporthales, Diaporthaceae. The coding region runs from base 1 to 1362 and encodes 453 amino acids. The transcript is spliced from 6 exons.